Molecule: messenger RNA, 1309 nt
Organism: Chironomus riparius
Lineage: Eukaryota; Metazoa; Arthropoda; Insecta; Diptera; Chironomidae
Source: the annotation of a GenBank genome assembly
UUUUUUAAAUCCUUUAUGGUAUUUACGAGUGAAGAAUUAAAACAAUGAAAAGUGUUAAUUUUCAAGAACUGUUAUAUUUCCUUUUUGGUUUUGCAUGUGGCUUCAUUGUACUAACACUAUUUUCGCAAAGUUAUCAAGCUUUAAUAGCUAAUCAACGAAUUAAUUCCAGAAAUUUAAAACAUCAAUCAUAUAAUAUAUCAAGUGAUGCUCAAAAAUAUGACCAUGAGCUUUCAGAUAGGCUUUUUAAUGAAAUUAAAAUACUAUGUUGGAUUUUCACACAUCCUGAUAAUCACAAAAAGAAGUUACCACAUCUUAAAAAUACAUGGGGAAAGAAAUGUAAUAAAUUAAUUUUUAUGAGUAUAAAAGAUGACCCAGCUUUUCCAGAGAUUAUAGUGAUCCCAGUAGAAAAUGGAAGAGAACAUUUGUGGAAUAAAACAAAACUCACAAUGGAGUAUGUUUACAAGAACCAUUUAAAUGAUGCUGACUGGUUCAUGCGUGCAGAUGAUGAUAAUUUUGUUCUAAUGGAAAAUCUUCGCUACAUGCUCUAUCAAUAUCAUCAUCAAACGUCUUUAUAUAUAGGAUGUAGAUUUGCAAUAAAAUAUCCAAAAGUUGAAGAGGGUUAUAUGGCAGGAGGUUUUGUUUUACUAUUAUAUUUGAAAUUAAUGAUUUUUUUUUUUAAUUUUUCCUUUUCUUCUGAAGGUGGACAUAUAUUUUCCAAAAAAGCACUAAAAAAAUUUAACGAAAUCUCAAUACAUAAUGCAUCUUUAUGUCCUCAAGAUGAUUCUUCAUUAGAUGAUGUUUUUAUAGGUCAAUGUUUAAAAAAUCUCGCAAUUUUUCUUGACGGACGAGACCAAUUUGAUCAAAAAAGAUUUUUUCCUCUUUCACCUGAACAACAUUUCAAACCAGCUUUAGAUCCAACAUUUUGGUACUCACAAUAUUUGUGGCGUAAUGUUUCUCAAGGUGGUCUUCAAUGCUGUUCUGAUACCUUUAUCAGUAAGCAUUAUACGAGUCCAAAAGAAAUGCAUACACUCCAAUAUUUGAUUUAUAAUGUUCAUCCAUAUGGACUGCAAAAAAAUUUGACAGAAAUUCUCCCAAGAAAACUUUCAAUCAAAGAACUAAUUAGGCUAUCGGACGAGAAAAGUUUUGCUCCAAACUAUAAACAACACAAAAUAAUUCAUAACAUCGAUGAUGAUGAAAAAUACAGAUGACAAUAGUCAAAUAUUUUUAAAUUUUCAACAAUAUUUUUUUUAAUAAAUAUAAAAAUCAAUAAAAAUAAUCUCAUUACUUCUAAUUGAGGAUUUCAAAUAGG